UCGAACUCUGACUUUAAGAAGCCGUCCUAUGUGGUGUGUCGAUCAGGCAGAGAAGGUCGAAUUCUGGAAGACUAAAGACUCCAGCAAUGUAGCAAUACAUUUUAAUAUCAUCGCCACAACGACAAUGGAGAGGUAUGGGGAUCUAAAAUCCAUGUAUGCUGUUCUCGUCAAGAACCUGAAUUGUCCGAUCUGUAACAGUAAACUGAAAGAGGCUAGGGAUCUAGCAUGUGGCCAUACCUACUGCCUGGAAUGUCUUCAAGAGCUGGUAGCCAUAAAGGGUUGGACGUCUAACAUCAAAUGCUGUCUCUGCCAGAAAAUGACCAGUAUCCCCUCCACGGGCUUAAACGGUCUUGAGCAGAACUACAAGCUCAACUGCAUCCUCGAUGAGCAAGCAGCUAUCAUGAAGAAAAUGGAAGUUUUGUUGGCUGAACAAGCCUCUGCCACACCGAGAGAGCAACAGGAAACCAUUGAGGCAACGGAAACAGUGCAGAUCUGGGUGCGUGACCUCCAAGGCAAGUCACAAUCCUUCCACGUUCAUUUGUCAGACACGACAAACAACCUCAAGCGACAAGUCUACAAGAAGAUAGGCAUCCCACCCAAUAUACAGCGUCUGGUUUUUGGGUGCAAGCAGCUGCAAGACUCAUGGACUCUGAAGGAGUACGGCAUAAGGAAACAAUCUACCAUCGAGCUAACAAUUCCUAAUAGAUCUAGAUAAUAGUAUACAUUCUCAGACUUUAUUG
Molecule: messenger RNA, 740 nt
Organism: Strongylocentrotus purpuratus (purple sea urchin)
Lineage: Eukaryota; Metazoa; Echinodermata; Echinoidea; Camarodonta; Strongylocentrotidae
Exons: 2
Coding region: 29-715 (228 amino acids)
Biological process (GO): protein ubiquitination; modification-dependent protein catabolic process
Cellular component (GO): cytoplasm; nucleus
Molecular function (GO): ubiquitin protein ligase binding; protein tag activity
Source: RefSeq, a predicted model, not a curated record